AAAGUUAAAAAAAAAAAAAAAAACUUUACCUAAAUUGUUUUUACUUGCUUCACCUUAAAUCAGUUAUUCGGUUCCUUUGAAGAACAUGUUGCUUUAGCAACCCCCAAAGUGAAUCCAGAUACCCAGGACUACUGAUUGUUACAUCAGAGUUUUUGAAACUGCCAACACUGGAAACAGGCCGACAGUUAAGGAGAGGCGGGCGGGACUGAAGCAGAGCCCGAGAACGGGGCUGGAGGUCCCAGGGUCCCGGGUUGGUGGGGGUGGAGCAGCACUUCAUCGCCGCGGGGGUGCUGGGACUCCGGCCGCAGUGCCGCCACCAUCAUGGACUUCCUGUGGGACAAGUGCACGGGCCUGGCCGCCAGAACGAUGCCUCAUCCUCGAAGGUACCAUUCCUCAGAGCGAGGCAGCCGGGGGAGUUACCGUGAACACUAUCGGAGCCGAAAACAUAAGCAACGAAGAAGCCUUUCCUGGUCAAGUAGUAGUGACCGGACACGACGGCGCCGGCGAGAGGACAGCUACCAUGUCCGGAGGAGGUGCAGCCGGACAUUUAGCCGCUCGUCUUCGCAGCACAGCAGCCGCAAAGCCAAGAGUGUAGAGGACGACGCUGAGGGCCACCUCAUCUACCACGUCGGGGACUGGCUACAAGAGCGAUAUGAAAUCGUUAGCACCUUAGGAAAGGGGACCUUCGGCAGAGUUGUACAAUGUGUUGACCAUCGCAGGGGUGGGGCUCGAGUUGCCCUGAAGAUCAUUAAGAAUGUGGAGAAGUAUAAGGAAGCAGCUCGACUUGAGAUCAACGUGCUGGAGAAAAUCAACGAGAAAGACCCUGGCAAGAACCUCUGUGUCCAGAUGUUUGACUGGUUCGACUACCAUGGCCACAUGUGUAUCUCCUUGGAGCUUCUGGGCCUUAGCACCUUCGAUUUCCUCAAAGACAACAACCACCUGCCCUACCCCAUCCACCAAGUGCACCACAUGGCCUUCCAGCUGUGCCAGGCUGUCAAGUUCCUCCAUGAUAACAAGCUGACACAUACAGACCUCAAGCCUGAAAAUAUUCUGUUUGUGAAUUCAGACUAUGAGCUCACCUACAACCUAGAGAAGAAGCGACAUGAGCGCAGUGUGAAGAGCACAGCUGUGCGGGUGGGAGACUUCGGCAGUGCCACCUUUGACCAUGAGCACCAUAGCACCAUUGUCUCCACUCGCCAUUACCGAGCACCAGAAGUCAUCCUUGAGUUGGGCUGGUCACAGCCGUGUGAUGUGUGGAGUAUAGGCUGCAUCAUCUUUGAGUACUAUGUGGGCUUCACCCUCUUCCAGACCCAUGACAACAGACAGCAUCUAGCCACGAUGGAAAGGAUCUUGGGUCCUAUCCCUUCCCGGAUGAUCCGAAAGACAAGAAAACAGAAAUAUUUUUACCGGGGUCGCCUGGAUUGGGAUGAGAACACAUCAGCUGGGCGCUAUGUUCUUGAGAACUGCAAACCGCUGCGGCAGUAUCUGACCUCAGAGGCAGAGGAAGACCACCAGCUCUUUGAUCUGAUUGAAAGCAUGCUAGAGUAUGAACCAGCUCAGCGGCUGACCUUGGGUGAAGCCCUUCAGCAUCCUUUCUUCGCCCGCCUUUGGGCUGAGCCACCCAACAAGUUGUGGGACUCCAGUCAGGAUAUCAGUCCGUGACCAUCAGGCCCUGGGCCUCCCUGCAUCUUUUAUAGCAGUGAGUGUCCAGUCCAGGACAUUGGUGCUUUUUUAUAAAAGAGAACAGAGCCAGAGUUCACUCUUUCCUGCUGGUUCUCUAUAUACCUGUGAAUAUGUGAAACAGUAAAUAUGAAAGAACUUGCACCUAUCACUUCAACCCCUGCGUUGUACAUAAUGCUAUUCCAUCCACACACUUUCCACCCUCACCUGUCCCCUCAUACAGAGUUGGAUGGGGGCCGAGUGAGGUAACCAGGUGGCAUCUACCCCAUGUUUUAUAAGGAAUUUUGUACAGUCUUUGUGAAAUGAAAUAACAUGCUUCAUUUGACCCGCCCCCCAAAAAAUUAGUUGGGCGUAGUGGUGCACACCUGUGGUUCCAGCUCCUCAGGAAGCUUACACACAAAGAUUGCUUGAGCCUGGGAGGCAGAGGUUACAGUGAGCCAAGAUUAUGCCACUGCAAACUAGCCUGGGUGAUAGAGCGAGACCCUGUCUCAAAAAUUAAAAAAAAAAAAAAGUGAAGUGAGCCUCCCUAAAGGGCACCAUUGUUGGAAAGGCCUAAAUCUGGAAGUGCCUUCCACUGAUCCUUCAGUGAGGAGUGCCUGACCCUUCAUGGAAGUUCUCUUUUUCCACAUAAUAAUAGUCCAAAAGGUUUCAUAUGGAGGAGUCUUGACAGGUCAGGGGAGGGAGAGGCCCAACCUGCCUCUUAGGGUUUGGUAGGGUUUGGGAAUGUGAGAGAGGCCUGUUAACCAUGAGAAAAACUCCUAGUCCAAAGUAAAAUAAAGAAAAGAGUUUGGGCCAAGACAAACAUUUUAAUUCUCUAUGCCUUAUGCUGGGAACUCAUCUUGCCCCAAUUCAAAUGUAAGCCUUCCCUAUAGAAAGUAAUUUUUUUUUUUUUUGAGACAGAGUUUUGCUCUUGUUGCCCAGGCUGGAGUGCAAUGGCAUGAUCUUGGCUCACCGCAACCUCCACCUCCCAGGUUCAAGUGAUUCUCCUGCCUCAGCCUCCCAAGUAGGUGGGAUUACAGGCAUGCACCACCACUCCCAGCUAAUUUUGUAUUUUCAGUAGAGACGGAGUUUCUCCAUGUUGGUCAGGCUCGCCUCAGACUCCCAACCUCAGGUGAUCUGCCCUGCCUCAACCUCCCAAAGUGCUAGAGAAGCUAGAAUUACUGUACCCGGCCCUAAAGUAAGCACUAGUCUUACCUCUAGCACCAUAUACCAUGACAAUAAAAUGAUGCCAUUAAUUGUUUAUUGUAAUGCAUAUAAGAAAUUAUUAUAAUAAAAAUAUUGCAAAUAUUUUACUAUACAAAUUGCUUUCAGUUAUAUUGCAAUUUUCUUUUUCUAUUUUUUAUUUUUUAAAAAAAUUAGAGACGGAGGUCUGGCUAUUUUGCCGAGGCUGGUCUCGAACU
Molecule: messenger RNA, 3080 nt
Organism: Gorilla gorilla gorilla (western lowland gorilla)
Lineage: Eukaryota; Metazoa; Chordata; Mammalia; Primates; Hominidae
Product: dual specificity protein kinase CLK2-like
Exons: 1
Coding region: 322-1662 (446 amino acids)
Biological process (GO): regulation of RNA splicing; peptidyl-tyrosine phosphorylation
Cellular component (GO): nucleus
Molecular function (GO): protein tyrosine kinase activity; protein serine/threonine kinase activity; ATP binding
Source: RefSeq, a predicted model, not a curated record